GUGGCAUCGAGGGCUUCGGCGUGAACGACGGUCUGGAGUUCACGCCUGGGAGGACCCUUGCUGCUUCUCGAGCGUUUUUCAGGAGGACGGCCCGUGACACUCCAGGGAAGUUGUUGACUGCCCAUCUCACGCACCUGAAGCAGUUUCUCAGCACGAAGGGCAUGCAUGAGGUUGAGGAGGAGCUCCCUGCCAUAGUCAACAAGUUUUUGCUGAACAUCUUUCUCGCCUCUCACCCCGUUUCGGGCAUUGGCGAGGGCAUGUUCAGGGAGAUGCGCGCCGUCUCCGAGUCCCUGGACCUCUUGAUCCAGGGCAGGCUCCUCGAGGCCAUGGACAUGCUGAUGCAGAGGUUCAAGGCGUGCCAGCGUGCUUGCAAGGACAAGCAUUGGAGGAGCGCGAGGUGGCUGGAGCUCAUUCCCCCAGACGCCGACAUGGCGGCCAUCAACAUCGAGGAAGAGGAGCUCCUGAGAAAGAUCGAGUACGGCGAGUUGAAGCUCGCAGAGCUCGUGGGCAAGCCCAAGCCCGUGGGCUGGGGACUCGGCCGGGGGCCCUCCAGGAUCAAGGACUUGAAGCUGCAGAACCCGAAGAAGGACAGCGAGACGCAAGGCCAGCAUCGGCAGCGCCUCGCUCAGAUCAUGCGGAGCUCCGCCCCGAAGAAGCAGACGCCGCCUGCGGGAGGAGGCGUUCGCAAGGUCAUCUUGGAGGGCGCGGGCACGCAGGACAAGGCUAAUCCGUCAAGGGCCAGCGGCGGAGCGAGCUGGCCCUGGACGCUCAAGAGCAUGACUGACUUGAGGACCUGGAAGGUCAAGCUUGCAACGGCCCUUGAGGAUGGCAUGGCCCCGCUCACCUUCGUGCUGUGGCUGAUAGAGGUGAUGCUCACGAACUACCAGUACGCGGGCUCGUGCGGGGAGGAGGCGUGGGGCCACCACUCGCACUGCUCGUCCGCUCAGGUUAGUGCCAUUGGAGUCAUGCGGGAGGCCGUCCCGUACUUUCUCGAGGGUAACCUGGGCGUGGUUCAGCUGCCCCUCCUGAGCGAGAUCUCGACCAGGGCCUCCAGUGCAUGCGACGUCGACAGCGGCGCGCGCGCCCUGCCACUUCGUCUCGGAGAGCUUCGACCUGGCUUGCCCGCUGCUGACGUUGCAGGUCGACUUGACCCACGUGUACACGUCAGUCCUGGGGUGCUCGCCUGGCUGGACGAGCCAGCGUUAGCCUUGCUGCCGCGUGCCCAGUGGCCCCCCGAGGUGCCUAAGGCGAGGCUGUUGGUGGACUCGCCCGCCGAGUGGGCCAAGAUCGUCGGCCACCUGUACUCGCUCGUUAUCGUGGAGGCCAUCGAGGGCACCCCAGAUACUGUAGAGGUUAGACAGUGCCGCUUCAUCAUGAACAUGGUGCCGACCAACAGCUACAUGAAGAUCAUGGCUCAGGACCUCUCGACGCUUACAGCUUCUACAUCUUGGGUCACUGUGGUGCUGGAGGGCCAGCGUGUGCUGCUCUGGUCGGGUGACGACCAGCAGGGGGCCUUCUUUGUCUGGAAGAUCCCUCGCCCCUGGCGCAGCUUUACCGCGCUCAAAGGUCUGGUUCCUGGUCGACUUGUGGGGCGCCCUGAGCUGAAGACCGCGCGCGUCUGCUCAGCCGUCGUACCGAUGGGCUGGCUGCUGGCUGUGGGUAAGUGCCGCGCAUGGUUCCAGUUCUUCAUUGACGACUUCGAUGCCCCCAGGAUCGUCGACAACGCGAGGAAGGAGGUUGGCGUCGGCUCUAGCUACCAGAAGCAGCAGAGGUCAUCUUACCAGCGGAACGGCGUCGCCUGGGCCGAGCAUAAGGCCCACCUUGGCGAGGUCAAGGUCGAGAGGAUGGGCGUGCUUGUGGACGGCCUGCGGGGCCGAGUCUCGGUUCCGCUCUUGAAGCUGUUCGAGACGAUGCUGCUCGGCGCCCUGCUGAUGACCGAGGACUGGGGUUUCUGGAAGACCAUGCUCGUACUUCUGGGAAAGCUGGUCAGGGCGCUGGAGUUUAGGCGCGUGCUCUUCUGCAUCCUGAACGAGGUCUGGAAGUUCGCGGACGGCACCCACUCUGGCUGGGUCAACUCUGAGAUGACCGAGGAGAUCCUCUGCAGCAUCGGCCUCCUCCCACUCGCCUUCACGGACCUGCGUGCGGAGGUGGGCGCUAGGGUCACCUGCUCGGACGCGUCAGAAGACGGAGGAGGUGCCUGCACAUCGCUGAAGCUCUGCCACGAGGCCCUCGCGAAGCUGACGGCGCCCCUCUGGCGGGCCUGGGAGUCGAGGAACCCUGGCCUGCCGCCGCCCGCUGGCGAUGAGGUGCCUGCUGUUCUAGUCGUUGGGCUCUUCGACGGGAUCGGGGGCAUGAUCGUGGCGCUUUCCAGGCUGCGCACCAAGAUCAUAGGCUACGUUUCGUCGGAGGUGGAUCCUUGUGCACGCAGGGCCAUCAGGAAGAGGUGGCCUGGCCUCGUCGACUGGGGUAACAUCCAGGACGUAGGGGUCGAGCAGAUUGACAGGUUGGUGCAGCUCUUUGGCGGCAUCGUCGACUUCGUGUACUGUGGAGCGGGCAGCCCCUGCCAAGAUCUGUCGAGGUUGAUGCACGGCAGGAGGGGGCUGGAGGGCGAGAAGAGCGCCCUUUUCAGCGAGAUACCUCGGAUCCUCAACUUGCUCAACGAGGCGUUCCCUGGCAAGGUGCGCUCCCUCGUCGAGAAUGUCUCCCCCAUGCCGCUCGAGGACGCCGAGCGCAUCUCUCACGAGCUCAAGGUCACGCCCUACCGUUUCUGCAGCAGCUGCCUGGUUCCCAACAGGAGACCGCGGCUGUACUGGUUGUCCUGGCAGCUCCUGCCAUGCGAGGGCUACUGCUACCAGAACAAGGGUCACUUCAUUGAGGUCACUGCCGACGGCGCGGAGCGCGUGGAGCUGCCCUGGGUCACCCCUGGUUGGAUCUGGAACGGUGGCGUGCUGCCAGUGCCGACCCUCGUGUGUGCUAGGCCCUCUUCGCUGCAGCCCACUCGUCCUGCUGGGAUUGCUCGGGCCAGUCCUGAGGCGAAGGCGCGCUGGAAAAAGGGCGAUCAUCGUUAUCACGUCGGCCUCUACGAGCGCGCCUGCCUUCUCCAGCAUGAGGCCACCAUGGAGCUCCGUCCCCCGUCAGCUGAGGGGAGAGAGGUACUCUUGGGGUUCGAUCGGGGCUACACUGAGUGUGCCGUGAAGGACGGGUCUGGCUCGAGCUCUGAGACCGCGCGUUGUUUCCUGCUCGGCAACAGCUUCUCGAUCUAUGCCGUGACAUGGCUGCUGCAGCACGCCCUGGUCGCUGACGAGUACCAGCCGCGGUUGUGGGGGCCCCGAGCCCUAUGCCACAUCGGAAGGUGCAGGGCUCCUUGGAACGACAACGCGGUGUACCAUCAGAGCGACGACUACCAGUACCAGUCCGAGGCGGAGCAGCUCGUGAGGCACUACCUGUCGAUCGCCGAGCGGGGAGGCACGGACGUGCGCCUGGACGUUCACCUCCCAUUCAGGCACCGGGCGUGGCCUCGCGUUUCGCUGGGGCCCAACGUCUGGACGUGGAAGGUGAUAUCGAGCUACAGGUGGCGCGCUGGAAUCGGGAAGCGCAUCAACGCUCUAGAGACCCAGGCGGCAGUGAACACUAUCAAGUGGCGCCUGCGGUCAGGGCAGGGCCGCCCCGGGCGUAUGCUGCACCUCGUCGACAGCCAGGUCGCCGCGUCGGUGCUCACGAAGGGCCGCAGCAGCAGCAGAGUCUUGCGGACGCAC
Molecule: messenger RNA, 3755 nt
Organism: Prorocentrum cordatum
Lineage: Eukaryota; Dinophyceae; Prorocentrales; Prorocentraceae
Source: the annotation of a GenBank genome assembly